This is a messenger RNA of Haemonchus placei, 219 nucleotides long. NCBI's taxonomy places the organism in Eukaryota, Metazoa, Nematoda, Chromadorea, Rhabditida, Trichostrongylidae. The record is from the annotation of a GenBank genome assembly.
CUACCUGAAUAUUCAUCGAGUUGUCGAUCAGGUACAAUAAUCAGUUAUAAGUUCUAUAUCUCGCGUCUAUAUCGUGACCCAACUUGGAAGUCCCUCCAGACGGCUGCUGCGUCCACAACACAACUAUAUAAGAGUUCCAUCGACGUGCAUCGGCGUGGAUUCGAGAAAGGCUUCCGUGCAGGUCGAAUCAGCUUGGCAAAGGUGGUUUUGAUCAAGUAU